Messenger RNA from Thermothelomyces thermophilus ATCC 42464, 447 nucleotides. RefSeq lists its product as uncharacterized. The transcript is spliced from 3 exons. The record is from RefSeq and is a predicted model, not a curated record. Lineage: Eukaryota; Fungi; Ascomycota; Sordariomycetes; Sordariales; Chaetomiaceae. Gene Ontology annotation, molecular function: oxidoreductase activity. Bases 1 to 447 code for a protein of 148 amino acids.
AUGUUCCGCGAGCCAGAGCUGCCGGAGCAGUCCGAGGCAACAAAGGGAAAGUAUCUCUGCCUCACCAUUUGCGGCUACCGCAAGCCGGGCAUGACCGAGGAGGAAUACCGCAACCAUAUGGUCAACAUCUCAGCCCCCAUGACCAAGGGGCUGAUGGUCAAGUACGGGAUCAAGAGGUGGACGCAGAUUCACAACCAAAGUGCCACUCGGGCAUUGAUGAGUCAACUCUUCGACCCGCAGAUGGCCAACAUCGCAGACUUUGACUGCUUCAGCCAAGUGGUGUUCAGGGACAUUGAAGACUACAAGCGCAUGAAGCAGGACCCGUGGUACAAGGAGCACCUGGUGGGUGAUCACGAGAAAUUCGCCGACACCAAGAGGAGCAAGAUGACUAUCGGUUGGGUCGAGGAGUACGUGAGGGAUGGCAAAGAGGUGGAUGGCUUUGCCUAA